GAUCCUUGAGUUUUGAUCGCAUUCCAUCAAGUAUCCAUCCUCACGCGAAUGGUAUCGGAAAUUGGCAAAAGAGCCGAAAGAGGUUGACUUAUUUGGUAACAGUUACCUGUUUGGGGGAAAUGCCUAGACACGUGCCUAUGUCUAUUCCCAGAGGAUUGGAGUUGAGAAGGUCGCAGUAUGGUGGCGGUGCGACAUUGAAUGGUACUACUGCUACUACUGCCAAUAUGGUGGUGGAUAAAAUGAACGCUGUCCCUGGAUUUCUGGCUAGUGCUGCUUUCUUUACUUUCCUUCGAGCCAAUCUGGUCCUGCCACCAUCAACACUCAACUCUGCAACCUCAACUCCAAUUCUGAGCGCAUCAUUUUCUCACAAUCUCCCACUACUUCGCCCGUCGUCUCUCGCAACUAUGUCUUCCAAUAUCGACGACGAUAAUACCGUUGUUCCCGAUCCCCUUGACGGCGUUCCCUCUCUCACCACCACCACGUUAGACACCGAAGAGGAUAAAACGAAAGCCCUAAAACUAGUCGCAGAUUCUAUUGCCCAACAACGACAGAUCGCUGCCCAAGCAUUAAUUUUCCAUCCCCUUACUCUUACUUUUUACGCAUUAUUAAUCGCGAUUGUUACAAAAUGGCAAUACACAGACACCAGCGAUUUGGGGUUGCUUGGAACCACACUCGCAGGAGUAACAAUGGCAUGUUUGGUAGCAGUUCGAGCUGCCACUGCAGGAUAUUUACACACGGCCGAAGAGUUCAAUUGGAAUUUUGCUAAAAAUGAUGAAGGAGAGGAAGAUGUUAUUAUUGGAUCUCGAUAUGGGGAAGAACUCAUCGGAGCACUCAUAUUGCGCAUUGAACGAGCUCCUCAUGUAACUGGAUCACCAAGGAAGGGGAAAAGUGGGAAGAAGGGAGGGAAAGGUGUAAUCAGGGCAUGGACUACAAAAGUGAGGUAUAGAGGCACAGGUGUAGGAACAGAGAUGUUAGAAGAGGCUGUCAGAAUAACGAGAGGGAAAUUUGGAAAUUCCGCAGAGGUGGGUUUUGCUAAAGAACAUGCAAAUGCGAAGAUGAUAUUGCCGGAAAUGUUCAAUGGGGAGUUCAGGAGGAGGGAGAGACGGGCAGCAGGAGCAUUGGAAGCGGUGGUCGAGGGUGGAAGAGGGAAGAAGAGGUAGAUGAAUGGGUAUAGAUGGGAUAGAUUUGAGGCCUUUGUAAUUUCCUCCGGGUGGUAGUUCGGGUAUGGGUUCGGGCUUGGGUCAGGAUUUUGGAUAUCAUACAGGAUUUGGUCAUAGAAUAGCAUGGCAGCAAGAAUGAGCUACCUCUCGGUGCUCUUGACAAUCGUUUAUAGCAUAGCGAGUCAGUCUUUUGGUCAGGGAUGGGCACAGGUUAGAUAUAUUACUAUAAUCACUUCAUUGAACUACA
Messenger RNA from Botrytis cinerea B05.10, 1407 nucleotides. RefSeq lists its product as hypothetical. Bases 120 to 1160 code for a protein of 346 amino acids. The record is from RefSeq and is a predicted model, not a curated record. The transcript is spliced from 2 exons. Gene Ontology annotation, molecular function: acyltransferase activity, transferring groups other than amino-acyl groups. NCBI's taxonomy places the organism in Eukaryota, Fungi, Ascomycota, Leotiomycetes, Helotiales, Sclerotiniaceae.